CUCUAAUUUCUGACUGACUGAGAGAGGCAGAGGCUGAUUGGCUCUUUCUUUUCCGCUCGUAAAUUCUCUCUUGUUCUAAAUUAGGAUUAUAAUUAAUUUCUGAUUUCAUUAUCCAUAUCCUGUAUCUGUUUCUUCUUCUUCUUCUUCUCCUCCUUCUUCAACAAAUUUCCCUUCUGCAACAUUUUCCUUCCUUUUCCAUUAGUUUUCCUUUCUCCAUACUGAAAGUUAGGGUUUCCUCUCCUCGUCCCAUCACUUUGACAAUAACCAGGAACCCGCAUUUACUUUUAUUCCUCCUGAAAGAAUUCUCCGCAGCUUCCAAGGUCGAGGUGAAUUGGAGCUAUUUCCAUCAGAAUUCGAUUAGGGAUUAGAUUAUUUUCCUUUUUUGUUUUUGUUUUUGUUUGCUGUUCCCUUUUUUGAGCUUCAUCCUGAAUAUUGGACGCUGGGAGGUUGAUUUUUGUUUUUCCUUUUCAGCUCUGUCCAUUCCACUUUCGUUUCUUGCUUUGGUUUCAUAGGCCUUAGGUUGAGGAUGUCUGGUUAUGCGAUUGCAAUGAGUGAGAAUUGGGUGCGGGGGCCGUGGAUUGAACAAGGGUUGUGGAUUUGAAAGAAAAGGCAAGGAAUUCUUGGUUGGUUUUGUGGGAACUGUGAGGAUGACAGACUUUCAACCGGUACAGCAAAAACCUGAGUCCACUACCACAAAUGAUCCUCGUGUGGAAUUUGAAAGGGGAUGGGAGGACUUGAUGCGAGGGCCCUUAGAUGAUUGUAUGUCAUUUGCAUCUUGUAGCUCUGCUCGUACUCCAGACGAUGAGGAUGACAACGAGGGGGAUCAGCUUGUUCGUAGGAGACGAAGGUCGGAUCUUGAAGGCGAUGAUCUGGCCGAGUCUUCAGCUGCUAGGAGGCGCCAUUCUCGCAUUCUCAGCAGGUGGGCUGCUCGGCAGGCACAAGAGAUGAUGAUUACCACAAUCGAGAGGAGGAAUCGCGAGUCGGAGUUAAUGGCGCUUGCAGGUCUCCACACAGUGUCAAUGCUUGAUUCCUCGUUUUUAAGGGAGCCACAAUCACCCCCACCGUCCACUUCUAGAAGGCAGGGAGGGACAGCUGAAAGGCCGAGUACUCGAGCAUCAGCAAUUUUGCAAAUGUGGAGGGAGUUGGAGGAUGAGCAUGUGUUGAGCAGGGCCCGUGAAAGGUUGAGGCAGCGGAGGAGUGUGGCUUCUACUACCACAAAUGAUGCUUCCACUACCAACAUGUCUGAGGCUCGAGGAGAAAGUCAGAAUCAGGGAAGUGUGGGGGAGAGUGAUACUGAGUUUGGACCCUGGUCGCCUGAGCAACUGGUUUCCCGUACUGAACGUGGAGAAGAUAAUAAUGCUCGCUCGAGUCGGGAGCAGUCUGUUGAUCUUGGAGAAGUUGAGAGGGAGAGGGUGAGGCAGAUUGUUCGUGGAUGGAUGGACAGCGGUAUGAGUGAUCGUACAUCGAAUCUAUCCCAACGAAAUGGUGGCAGUACUAGAGGAGAAUGGCUUGGUGAAACGGAACGUGAAAGGGUGAGAAUAGUGAGGGAGUGGGUGCAGAUGACAAGUCAGCAGCAAAGAGGGUCUCGAGGGGCACGAAGGGUUGACCAAACUGGUGGACGUGCUGAUGCUCAAGUUACUACCCGAGGUCGGGAAAGGUCAGUUGAUGAAGGGCAACCAGAACAUAUUCGCCGGGAUGUACUUAGGCUGCGUGGCAGACAAGCUGUUAUUGAUUUGCUUAUGAGGAUUGAGAGGGAAAGGCAGCGGGAGCUUCAGGGAUUGUUGGAACAUCGAGCUGUUUCUGAAUUUGCUCACCGGAAUCGCAUUCAGUCAUUGUUGAGGGGUAGAUUCCUCCGUACUGAAUCAACUGUUGAAGACGAAAGACCACCUUCAGUGGCUUCAAGUGAAUUAGUUCAAUUAAGACAGCGGCACACUGUUUCUGGUAUAAGGGAAGGAUUUCGUUCAAGAUUGGAAAAUAUUGUCCGUGGUCAAGUAAACGGCCAAUCUGAUGAUCCUAGUGAUAGUAACAACGAUCCUGCAAAUGAUCAGACUGAAACAGAUACUUCACAGGAUGUUCAGCAUCAGGAUAAUGUUCAAUCUGAACCUAGGACUCAAGAAAAUGAUGCCGGUCCAUUACCUGAACCGACCGAUGCCUCAGAAAGUAAUGCAGGCACUGAUAAUAUGAAUUGGCAGGAAACUGCUAACCAAGCUAGGGGUUGGCAUGAGGAAAUUACAGAUAAUGUGGGAGGAAACUGGCAACAGCCAGAUUAUGGUCCUUUCAAUGAAUGGAGAGAUGACAAUGCUGAACCUGUGGAUCAUAAUUGGCAGCAGAAUAGUGUUGAAAAUUGGCCCCAAGAAACACCUGGUAAUGUACAUAACGAACCAGGUCGUCCACAGGAAGCCCAGGGAGCUUGGCAUGAAGAUGGCUCUCGCGAGGCGGUAGAAACGUGGAUAGAAGGGCCUUCUGAUCCACCAAGAGCUCGCCGUUCUGUUCCAUUGAGAAGGUUGAAUAGAUUUCACCCUCCAGACGAUGAAAAUGUUUAUAGUAUGGAGCUUAGGGAGUUAUUGAGCAGGCGAAGUGUAUCUAAUCUGCUUCGGAGUGGGUUCCGUGAAAGUCUGGAUCAAUUGAUACAAUCAUACGUGGAAAGACGAGGUCGUGCUCCCAUUGACUGGGAUGUUCAUCGAAACUUGCCAGUACCAACUCCUGCUUCACCUGAGCAGGAUGAAGAGCAGCAGAGGGAUGAGGAUCAGAGUGAGGCGAUAAACAGACCGUCAGUGGUACUUCCGCCUCCACCAGUUCCACCACCCCAGCCUCUUUGGCACCAGGAUUUACAUCAAACUGGCUGGUCUCGUCAUAGCAUGCAUCGCUCUGAACUUGAAUGGGAAAUGAUCAAUGAUUUGAGAACAGAUAUGUCGAGGCUUCAUCAAGGAAUGAGCAACAUGCAGAGAAUGCUGGAGGCUUGCAUGGAUAUGCAGCUCGAGUUGCAGCGCUCUGUUAGACAGGAAGUUUCUGCCGCCCUGAAUCGAUCAUCUGGCGAAAAAGGAAUGGCUGCAGAAACAUCCCAGGAUGGGUCUAAAUGGGGUCAUGUGAAGAAAGGGACAUGCUGCGUGUGUUGUGAUAGCCACAUUGAUUCCUUGUUGUACAGAUGCGGGCACAUGUGUACGUGCUCGAAGUGUGCGAACGAACUGGUUCGAGGCGGUGGUAAGUGUCCACUGUGUCGAGCACCGAUCGUCGAAGUUAUCAGAGCAUACUCCAUACUAUAAAUAUUCUUAUGUAUAGAAAUAAAAUUGAAGGUAAAAGCAAACCGAAGAACUUUAGAGUUCUUGGCAUAGUGAAGAUGUAUAGCAGCAGUAUAGAUGUUUAUGGAGCCAGUGUCAGGCAGACUUUCCUUUGAAGAAAUAGGAAGGCUUUCUCAUCCACCACAGGCUUCCUCCCCCUCUGUGUCUCUUUUGUUCAUUUUGUUAAGAGAGUUUUCCCUCCUUUUUUGCUGGGCAGUUGUUCAUGCUGCUGUUUUUUGUAGGUGGGGAUUGCUCUUCUUUUUCGUUGUAUAAUUGGGAAGGUGAUAUGUUUAAACACUAAUUGGACCUCAUUUCUUCAUUCAUGCGUAAAUAAAAGAAUUGCUCUGGUUAUAAUCUAA
This is a messenger RNA of Linum tenue, 3637 nucleotides long. The record is from the annotation of a GenBank genome assembly. Lineage: Eukaryota; Viridiplantae; Streptophyta; Magnoliopsida; Malpighiales; Linaceae.